AUGCGCCAGACUUCUUUCCUUCUCUCCUUCGCUGCUUUCGCAUCGGUCAACGCUUUGCCGCGCGGAUACGCACCCCCCGCUGAACGGUCUUCGAUUAACGCACUUGACGAUGUUCUUGUCUUUGAUGCCCCGGCCUUCGAUGACCCAGCCAACCCCGGAAACACACUCGUUCAGCUGCAAGCCUACGCGUCGACGCGCGAGGUCAGCAUCUCUCCGCUCAUCGAUGGCGUCACGAGCGCCCUGAAGGCGAUCGGGCUCAACGUCAGCUCGAGCACGGCGGACACCGUCACGGGCCGGCUCGCGCUGUUUGCCACGCUCGGGCUUUCGGGCAAAGCGGUGACUGUCAACGUAGACGGAUGUGCGCAGCCGGCGACGCUUCCCUCGACGGCUUCGGGGGGAAUGGCGAUCCAGAAUGUCUCCGUCGGAGCGUGUGCGAGCGGAGACGCCGCUGUGCAGGGUGAUGUCAAGCUCAGCGGAUUCUUGAACAACCGGAACGUGAACUUUACCAUGUUCCCGUCGUCGAACAGCGGAUUUGGUGUCAUCUCUGGCAUGUCGUUGAUUGUUCCGUGCUCGGAAUUGGUCUCGCACACGCUCGACAAGCUGCAACUUGCGCAAACGACGCUGAUCGACACGCCGGUGCCUGUGACGGGCAUGCCCGAGCUCUACGCGUCGCUCGCCAAGUCGCUCAACUCCCCUCAAUUCGUCUACGUCUCUGGCUCGCCGUUCCAGCUGUACCCAUUCCUGCGGGACUUCAUCUCGACGACGUACUCUGCUUCCAACGGACCGAUCAUGCUGCAGAACCUGACGACGACGAACAUCCAGGACAUCAUCAACUUUGCUCAGAGCAACGGAAUCUUUGAGUACAAGUCUGCCAUGAUCGACCGUAUCCAGGGAAUGUACCCGGGCAAGAAGUUCUUGACCAUCGGAGACUCGACGCAGAAGGAUCCCGAGACCUACGCCGAGGCCAUCCGCAAAUACGGAGACUUCAUUGCCUGCGCCUGGAUCCGACAAGUCGAUGGCGCAAACAACACUGCCGAGCGAUUCGCUGCCGCCUUCGAGGGCGUCCCGGCCACCAAGUUCAAGAUCUACACUGACGACGAGAUCCCGUCGCUCGCGAACAUUGACGUUGCAGGUGGAUCCUGCUCGUAAGCUCAGAGAGAGAUGGAUAUUGAAAGAUAGCGUAAUCCUAAUCACUUAUACUGAGUAUUAUAAUGGAUAUAGGUGCGGUUGGACGAUUUAUGGACCGUGUGGUGUGUGCGAUCCGGCGGACAGACUUGACACAACACGUCUCGAUCCAUAGAAGACAGCUACGGUCGAGUCAAGCUCCUGCUGAUUCAGAUCAUGCUACAAGCCAUUGAGUAUUGAUGCUUCCCUGACUCGUUUCCUCGAACCAGGACCCGCAAUCGUUCUUGUGCUUCCUCUCAUCUAGGUUAGCAUUCGUAACGGAUGCCAGAGGAGACCGUUGAGGGGACGGGGGAAGAGUGACAGAGAACGAGGCACUGCGACAUCCGUCUUGUACAUUAGACCCACAGACUGGUUGAGCAUGGCGCGUCAUCCUGUUGGCAUACAUGUCCAGGUCGAAGAUAUCAACAUACGGGACGUGGGAGUUCUCUCCAGAGCCGGGCAUAGCGAGCGGGACCGGGACCAUCUUGCCUGUCUCAGAGUGAACAGUCACCGUGGGGCAGGUGGCUGGAAGUGGGAUCGAAGGUGAGGUCACUUGCGAUGCGAAGGGAUCGCAGAACGGGCCAUCGCCAGCAGCAGAGAACAUGUCGCCUGGAGAGUAGAUGGGCAAGUCCGGUGAACAGGCGAGCUCGGGUUCAGGAUGGUCGGUCGUGUAGAUAGUCAGAGCCUCCGCGAUGUCGGCAGAUUCUUCAGAGGGCGCAGGAGAGAUCUCAGGCACAGACGUCUGCUCGACUUGCAGAGGCGCUUCAGAUUUAGGCAGGGGCUCAGGACUGUGGAAGAGAUCAUCCAUGUUGACGGUCACCGAGCUCCAGUCUUGCACGUAGAUCUCCGGCGGCGGGGGGUAUACUGAUGUCCUCUGCGUACGUUUGCUGCUGACACUUGAUUUCUUGCGCGAUGUCCAGUGAGCUUUGAGUUUCUGUCCUUUGACCCACGCGGGGCUGGCGCUCGCCUUGAGCAGACUCGGCCGUCGUAGGAAAUCUUGCUUGUCGCGUUGCCAGGGAUCUAGUGAAAGUGGGAAAGCGAUCUGCUGAAUUUUCUUUGUCACAAAUCAAGGUAGGAUGCGCGAACCCAGUACGUGUAUCGCUGCAGCUGGAGAUCCGAAUGUGCUCGGUUCUGGAGGACGCGGCGAGGUCGUAGGUAAUGCGAUAUUGUCGUGUCGGACCGGGCGACGCAAGGAUACAAGAGAAACAAGACACGCCCAGAGGAUACCGAGAAAAUGAGCGAGAUAGACUGUGGGGGAUUUAGACAUGGGUGUAAGAACAGAGAG
Molecule: messenger RNA, 2449 nt
Organism: Mycena citricolor
Lineage: Eukaryota; Fungi; Basidiomycota; Agaricomycetes; Agaricales; Mycenaceae
Source: the annotation of a GenBank genome assembly